Plasmodium vivax (malaria parasite P. vivax) is the source of this 3319-nucleotide messenger RNA. Its product is annotated as merozoite surface protein 3 alpha (MSP3a). Lineage: Eukaryota; Apicomplexa; Aconoidasida; Haemosporida; Plasmodiidae. The record is from RefSeq and is a predicted model, not a curated record. Bases 761 to 3319 code for a protein of 852 amino acids. The transcript is spliced from 2 exons.
CUAACAAAAUGGAGCGCAUUUGCUGAAUGUACACUGAUUUGUGGCCCAUCGGUGGACUGCCUCCAGAAAUUACUCCAAGUUGAGGCAUUCUAGAGGUAUGCAUCAUUUUAUUAUAUUAUAUUAUAUCAUAUUUUAUUUUUUAUUUUUUUAUGCCAAUUGGGAAGUCGCACAGAGGUGGGCACCCCAUCACUUUUCGCAAUACGGGGCAUCAAAAAUGUGCACACAAAUAUGCAGACAUUUUUUAAGUGCCUUCCAGGGCAAUUCGCGCGGUGAGAUUUGUUGCCGUCCACGGAUGUGCGCACUGGGGUGGCCUCACCCACUUGCGUUGCCAUGCACAUGUGCGUAGAUCAUUUCUAUUUCAAUUUUUCACUCACUGAAAAUGGCCGCGUUUGUCUUGUCCAUUUUUUGCAUGCAUACACACGCAUACAAACGAACACAUAUGUACACAUUUUUGCACAAAGGAUUAUCUAUUUUUUUUUUCCAAUUCUUAUGACCUCCUUACAAAAGGGUGAAGAAAAUUUACUCGAAAGGGAGUUAACCGCCGAAACGUUGUUCGCCCUGCAUUCAAUUUCGUUUGUCCACCCGCUUAGCCGCACCCAUCCACGCGCAGCGGUUGGCAGUUAACAGUUAGCAAUUAGCCAUUAGCAAUUAGCCAUUAGCAAUUAGCCAUUAGCAAUUAGCCAUUACUAUUCGCACCGAACAGUCAACAUUUAGCUGCCACCAGUUCAACGCCGUCAGCUCGCUCCAAACGCUCCCAAAAAUGAAACACACCCGCAGCGUCACCCUUUACCUCUUUCUGCUGACCCUUUGCGCGUACUUAACUGGCGCCGAGGUUAUAGGCGGUUCCCCCAACAAUGAAGCCCCGAAUUCCAGCAGACACCAUUUAAGGAAUGGAUUCCCGGGAAAGAACGACUCCCUCCCGCAUGAGGAGCCAAACAACUUGGAAGGAAAAAACGAGAGUAGCGACCAGUGUGAUACCAUUAACCUAGGUCAAGUGACCGAGAAGGAAAAAAAAACAAUAGAACAGGCAAGCGUGCAAGCACAGGAUGCGACAAAGCCUGAGGCAAAUAAUGCGGAACAGAUACAAGCAGAAUUGCAAAAAGUCAAAACGGCCAAAGAUGAAUCAGCAACCGCAGCUAAGGAUGCAGAAACUGCUAAAAAGAACGCAGUGGACGCAGGAAAGGGAUUGGACGCAGCGAAGGGAGCCAUAAAAAAAGCAGAAGAAGCAGCAGCCGAAGCGAAAAAACAAGCCGGUAUAGCAGAAAAGGCGGAAAAGGACGCUGAGGCAGCUGGAAAGAAAGAUAAAUUAGAGGAUGUAAACAGUCAAGUACAAAUUGCAGUAGAAGCGUCAACCAAAGCUAAGGAUAAAAAAACCGAAGCGGAAAUAGCCGUAGAGAUAGUCAAAGCAGUAGUGGCAAAGGAGGAAGCGCAAAAGGCGUCAGAUGAGGCCCAGAAGGCAUGCGAGAAAGCCCAGAAGGCACACGCGAAAGCGCAAAAGGCUUCUGAUACAACAAAAACGGUAGAAACGUUCAAAACAAACGCAGAAGCUGCGGCAAAAAAUGCAAAGGAAAAGGCGGGAAAUGCCAACAAAGCGGCAACGGAAGCAGAAAGUGCUAACGAAUUAAGCGUAGCAAAACAAAAAGCGAAAGACGCAGAAGAGGCCGCUAAAGAAGCGAAAAAGGAACAGGUAAAAGCAGAAAUAGCUGCCGAAGUGGCGAAGGCAAAAGUUGCAAAAGAAGAAGCAGAUGCAGCACAAAAAAAAGCAGAGGCGGCAAAGAAAAUCGUAGACAAAAUAGCACAAGAUACUAAAGUACCAGAGGCACAAAGGGAAGCAAAAUUGGCCACUCAAACAGCUAGCAAGGCAACCGAAGCGGCGACAGAAGCAGGCAAGAAAGCGCAAGAAGCUGAAGAGUCAUCAAAAGAAGCAGAAGAAAAAGCAGAAACGUCAGACGCGGUAAAAGGAAAAGCCGACGCUGCAGAAAAAGCCGCAGGAGAAGCAAAAAAAGCAUCGAUCGAAACGGAAAUAGCAAUUGAAGUAGCAAAGGCGGAAGUGCUGAACGCAGAAGUAAAAAAGACAGCCCAAGAAGCGGAAAAAGACGCGACGGAGGCUAAGGAGCAGGCAGAAAAGGCUAAGGCAGCAGCGGAAGAGGCAAAGACGCACGGAGAAAAAGCAGAAAAGGUAGGAGAGUCAACAAAAGCACAUUCAGAUGAAGCACAGCAAGAAAAUAAAAACGCAAAGGACGCCUCGGAAGAAGCAGAAAACAGAGCGGUGGACGCAUUGGAAGAAGCGUAUGCAGUGGAAGCACAUCUGGCAAGAACCAAAAAUGCAGCAGAGUCAGCCAAAAGUGCAACAGAUAUGAGUGAAUUAGAAAAGGCUAAAGAGGAAGCGAUAGAUGCAGCAAAUAUCGCCCAUCAAAAGUGGUUAAAAGCAACCCAGGCAGCUACCAUUGCAAAAGAAAAGAAGGAAGCUGCAAAAGUAGCCGCUGAGAAGGCACAAACUGCAGCAAACGUUGUAAAAGAUAAGGCGGCCAAGGCUGAAGCGAAGAAGGCAGAAACAGAAGCGGUAAAGGCAGCGGUAGAAGCGAGAGCGGCGGCGGAGGAAGCGAAGCAAGAGGCAGCAAAAGUAGGGGCAUCGAAAGAACCACAAGAAACUAAAAAUAAAGCAAAUGUGGAAGCAGAAGCAACAGGAAAUGAAGCAAAAAAGGCAGAAGAUGCCGCGGAGGAAGCUAAAGAAGCAGCCAAAAAAGCAAAUGAAGCAACCGAUGCAAAUGUAGCAAGAUCAGAGGCAGACAAAGCAAUCGCCGCAGCGAAGAAGGCAAAGAAGGCGAGAGAAAAAGCAGCGUACGGGCUCCUGAAGACGAAGAACCAGUAUGUACUAGAGCCACUAGACAUAUCGCCCGAGUCAGCCGAUAAUAUUACAAGCAAGGAGGAACAAGUGAAGGAAGAAAUGGAGGAUCAGGGAGACGAGGAUAGCAACGAAGCCGAGGUGGAAGAAGCAUUACCGAAUGGUUCAGGUGCGCAGGAGGAAGACGUAAACUUAGAGAUGGAUGACGAAGAAGAAGUGGAAGAAGUGGAGGAAAACGUAGCAACUAAUCAACAAACGGGUGGCAAGCGCGAAAAGAGAAACACUAACGAUACUGUGGAUGACACUAACGCAGACAAGCAGUUUGGAGACGAAUUCGACACUUACAAUGACAUUAAGAAGGUGACCGAAGCGCUCGUAAAAUCGAUGACGUCCUUAGUUUCAGACGACCCCUCGGUUGGGGACACCAUAAAUGAGUUCCUCUCCGAUAUGAAUCACCUAUUUUUGAGCUGGUAA